AUGGCCAAGGAACUGACAGACCUGUCUUCACUGCCGCCACCGCCAUCUCCCCCGCCGCCGCCACCACCACCAGCGCCUGCUGAACUAGUGGCGCCACUAUCCGAGCUCUCUCGCCCUUCCACCACGCUCUCUACAGCGUCCGCAGGGGAACACUUCCAUCGAGUCCUGAUCCACCAGGAGCCGCCACCUCCUCCACCGCCACCGCUACCUGCAACGUCACAGCUGACAGCCACGAACCUGGCGAGCUGCGUGCGCAUCGCGCAAGAGCGGAUGCACGAAGAAGCCAUAGAAAUUGAACCUGUUACCUUCGCCGUCGCCGAGGCGUACGACUCCGUCAGAAACAAGACCCGGUGCUUGAGGCUUCAAGAAAAUGGUAUAAAGCUGAAGGCCGAAAAAUGCCAUUUUCGCAAAGACUCAAUCGUCUACUUGGGCCAUCGCAUUGACAAAGACGGCUUGCAUCCGCUUGAAAAGAACCUGGCAGCAAUACGCGACUCGCCACGGCCUACGAAUCCUCCCAGGUUCCAGUCCGGCGACCAGGUGUGGGUGCGCAACUUUGGCCAAGGGGAGCGUUGGCGUCCAGGCAUCGUCAAGAGCACAGAUGGUUCACGCCUUGUAACGGUCGACAAUCCAGAUGGCCUAGCCAGACGUCACUUCGACCAAAUUUUCCGUCGCGUGCCUGCGUCACCCAUGACCCCAAAAGCGGACGCUCCCGACUCGCUUCAACCCAGCCCGGACAACAAGAAUCGGCCCACGUCAACGCCAGAUAGCCGGUGCAGCCUGGCCACUCCAGAAGCAACUGGCGCUGCGCCUGUUCCUUCGACACCUCCAACGUCCCUCCCAGCCGAUCAGGCUCUCUGUCCUCCAAGUCCGCCGGUCUUACGGAGGUCUACCCGACAACGAAGACCCGUGCAAAGACUUCAGUUUUAA
Dermacentor albipictus is the source of this 927-nucleotide messenger RNA. NCBI's taxonomy places the organism in Eukaryota, Metazoa, Arthropoda, Arachnida, Ixodida, Ixodidae. The record is from RefSeq and is a predicted model, not a curated record.